Messenger RNA from Acanthisitta chloris (rifleman), 2583 nucleotides. RefSeq names its product zinc finger protein 438 (gene ZNF438). Gene Ontology annotation, cellular component: nucleus. The transcript is spliced from 4 exons. NCBI's taxonomy places the organism in Eukaryota, Metazoa, Chordata, Aves, Passeriformes, Acanthisittidae. Gene Ontology annotation, molecular function: sequence-specific DNA binding; DNA-binding transcription factor activity, RNA polymerase II-specific. Gene Ontology annotation, biological process: regulation of transcription by RNA polymerase II. The record is from RefSeq and is a predicted model, not a curated record. Bases 1 to 2583 code for a protein of 860 amino acids.
AUGCAGAAUCCGUUAACAAUUUCUGCAGGUGGUGGUUUUUUGCAUGCUAUUCCUGCAGAGAAACAUUGUGUCCAACAAAGUAUGCUGGGUCAGCAAAAGCAAGAAACUUAUGCUGGAAAGACAGUAUCCACAGAUAAACACAAAUCCCCUUUGGAUAUAAUACAAAGUUGUCCGAAGAAAAGUCAGUUCAGGACCAUUGCUCCAAAAAUGGUACCAAAAAUGUUAACACCUGGAGUGGUUUCUUGUCUUCAGUCAUCUUUGCCUGAGCCAAACACACCAAUUUCAGCUGCAGGUUGUAAGCCACUGGUGGUACCAACUCAGAACUAUGCUGUCAUGCAGGUGGCUGGUCACAAAGGGACCUUUUCUCUCUUGGCUGUGCCAUAUGUUGCCCCUGCCCUAACACAGCAGGUCCAGCAGUCAAAUGUGGGCCCCUUUGAAAACCUAAAGCUGCCUAUCCCUAGAUACCAAUCUGCGAGAAAGAAAUUGCUGAGGGACAAAAAAUCAGGACAAAUCUCUGGUUUGGGUGCACAGAAAAAGUUCCCUACCAAAGCAGCGACCUCGUCACAGACUUCCCCCAUGACUACUUCAACUGAAGACUGUCCUGAAAUUCAUUCUAGUUCACAUUCAACUGAGCAAGCUAUGCUAGCAGACCCUGACUCAGCUGAAAUUGCAGUUGCCACAUUAGUAAAUAAAAACAAUAAUGUGGAAUCUGGAUCUCAUUCAGUGAAGAAAACUGAAAUUGCUAAUGGUAAUAUUUCUGGACCAUCAGCAGUUAAAGAUUCUUUCUCCAAGCCAGCAAGUAUAAGUAGUCCUAUGAAACUAAGUCUACAGUCUGUGAAGACAGAAACCACAAGAGAGUCAUUCAUGACAUCUGAGAAACCAAAGGAAAACCCCACGAAUUCUGCAAAUUCUGUUGCUGUCUUGCCACCAGCAGUUUAUAGCGGUACAGUACAGAUGAUUCCAUCAGCAUCAAGAGAAAAACUUCCUAUUUUGCCUUACUCAAGGAUGAAAAAUUCAGUGUUCUGUAAGUCUAAGCAGAAUAUUAGUGUUAUGGAUAUACCUGCUCCUUCACCAAGAUUUGAAUGUGAAAAGAUACCAGCUUUGGUGAAAACCAAAGCAUUAGAUAAGCCAUUAGCUGUGUCAUUUACACAAGUCCCCAAACAAACCAUUCAAGAAAAUACCUUUCCACCCAGUAAAGAGGAUGUUGACAGUCUUAAAAAACCAAACAGUUCAACUUCUAAAAGAAGAGGCAGGAAAAGAAGACCUUCAGAUGAUUUAUUGGCUUUUCAGACCAAGCGAAGGAAAUGCAUCAUUAGUAAGUGGAGAGAAGGAAGAGAGAGGGCAAAGGUUGAUAUUCAGCCACCUGAAGAAAAAAAAGCAGAAGCAGUGAAAAAAUACCGUAGUAUUAGACCAAAACCAAUGGUAGUUGUGCAGACUUUUGCACCACUGACUUCAGCAGCAGUAGCACAGACACCUUCUCAUGACCAUUUAGAGCAAGGUGGUUUUUCAGACAGUUCACUUGCCAAUAAACAUUUAAGUUACAGGCACAGUGAUGCUACAUCAGUUAAAUCAAAUGAUUUAGGUAGAAAUGCACGUUCAGCUGUACCUAAGCCGUUGCACAGAUGUCAUGUUUGUAACUAUACCUUCCAGUUGAAACACCAUCUCCAGGACCAUAUGAACACGCACACCAAGAAACGGCCAUACAGCUGUCGAAUUUGCAGGAAAGCAUACAUUCAUUCUGGGAGCCUGAGCACACAUAUGAAGCUUCAUCACAAUGAAGGCAAACCCAAAAAGCUGGUGUGCUGUGAAUUCUGUGCUAAAGUUUUUGGCCAUGCAAAAGUGUAUUUUGGCCACCUCAGAGAAGUCCACAGGGUUGUUAUCAGCACAGAGCCCUCUGCUAGCGAGCAGGAGAUGCAAGAUGCUUCAAAGAAAAGAGACACAAAUAUAAAAGAGUCAGAAGAGGCUACAGAGAGGGGAAGUAAGUGCAAUUUUGAGGACCUAUUCCACAACCCAGGAGGAGUGAAAUUACAGGUUAAAUGUGGUCGAUGCCAGUUUAUUGCACAGUCUUUUGGUGAAAUGAAGUUUCACUUACUGAGCUGUCAUGGAGAAGAGAUUGAGGGAAGAGUAAAGGAAGGGAUUUUGCAAGGAAAUAUAGGGGCAAACAGGGAACUGAUCAAACAUACAACCCAGUUCUGGAAACAGCACAAUGAGAGAAAACAUUUAGCAAGAUUGAAUGCCUGUGAGGAGUUUCACACUUCUCCAAAACUGAAGAGACGGAGAGACUUUCACCAUCAGAAAAAUAUCAAUGUGUUAUCUAAAAGUGAACUGACUCUGUCAGGAAGUAGUGAAACUGCCAAGGAGAUGCAAAAUGUGGAUUCGGAUACACCAAGCAAGAAAACAGAAAUUGGGUCUAAAGCAGGUUAUAACUGCAUUUUGUGCAAACAGUUAUUUGGAAGAAAAGAGGAUCUUUGUAGUCAUUGGCAGAGUCAUCAUAACUGUGAAGACCCUUCUACUUUAUGGACAAUUUUUAGUUUGGCAUCAAAACAAGGAAUUAUUGAACUUUGUAAUAGUGGUGAAUUUUGA